CCAGUGGCUCAGUGGAUAAGAAUCCAGCUGCCAGUGCAAGAGACAUGGGUUCAAUCCCUGAUCCAGGAAGAUCCCACAUGCUGCAGAGCAGAUCCUGAGCCUCAGCCGUCACAGGGCCCUGAGCCUUUCCCUGGCAUCUGACUUAAUCCCCCUCCAGGGCUGGACCUUUCUUGGGUGGAUCCUCAGUGAAGACCCCUGCCAUACCGGUGACCAGUAAGACCAGAACGACUACCACAUGAUCGUCCUCAGGCCCCGGGCUCCCCGACCAUUAUGGGCUGCUGCCUCCGACAGCUGCAGCUGUUCUCCACCUGCAUGGCCUUCUCUCUGGGGGCCAGCGUGGGCACCUGGAAGGGGGCCAUAGGUAACUGGUCCAUGUUCAUCUGGUGCUUCUGCUUCGUCCUGACCCUCCUCAUCCUCAUAGUUGAGUUAUGUGGGCUGGAGGGCCACUUCCCAUUCUCCUGGGACAAUUUUCUCAUCACCUGCAACUGCUACUCCGCCCUCCUCUGCCUCUCAGCCUCCAUCAUCUACCCCAUCAUCUACGUUCAGCUCUUGUCCAACAGCCACGACUGGGACCGCACCAUCAUCUCCACUGCAUUCUCCUGCAUCGCCUUUGUGGCUUAUGCCAUGGAUGUGACCUGGACUAGGGCCCAGCCCAACAUGAUCACAGGCUAUAUGGCCACUGUGCCAGGCCUUCUUAAGGGGCUGGAGACCAUCGUGGCCUGUGUCAUCUUUGUCUUCCUCAGCAACACCUCCCUGUACCUGCACCAGCCGGCCCUGGAGUGGUGUGUGGCUGUGUACUCCAUUUGCUUCAUCUUGUCAUCCGUGGCCAUCCUGCUGAACCUGGGCAAAUGUGACAACAGGCUGUCCAUCCCCUUCUCCAUUUUCCAGCUUGUGCUGACCCUGCUUUCCGUCCUCCUCUACACCACUGCUCUGCUCCUCUGGCCACUCUACCAGUUCAACGAGGAGUUGGGCAGGCAGCCCCAGCGGUCCAGUGAUGUGAACUGCAGCAGUGGACUCCCCACCUCUGUGUGCACCUGGGACCAACAAUUGGCUGUGGUUAGUUUGACAGCCAUCAACCUGCUGAUUUAUGUGACUGACCUGGUGUUCUCUGCCCGCCUGAAUUUUAACAGCAGCUGAGGCUUUGCCCAAGGGCUCCCAGUUCCUCCCUUGUCUCACCUGAAGUUCAUUACCAAGCUCUGAUGUCCUCUUUCUGGCUCUCCGCUCUCCCUUCUCACAUCCUUCUGCAUUC
Dama dama (fallow deer) is the source of this 1249-nucleotide messenger RNA. Its product is annotated as myeloid-associated differentiation marker-like. The coding region runs from base 271 to 1137 and encodes 288 amino acids. The transcript is spliced from 2 exons. Gene Ontology annotation, cellular component: plasma membrane; cell-cell junction. NCBI's taxonomy places the organism in Eukaryota, Metazoa, Chordata, Mammalia, Artiodactyla, Cervidae. The record is from RefSeq and is a predicted model, not a curated record.